This is a messenger RNA of Abrus precatorius (Indian licorice), 2330 nucleotides long. Its product is annotated as E3 ubiquitin-protein ligase At1g63170-like. The transcript has 6 exons. NCBI's taxonomy places the organism in Eukaryota, Viridiplantae, Streptophyta, Magnoliopsida, Fabales, Fabaceae. The coding region runs from base 364 to 1605 and encodes 413 amino acids. The record is from RefSeq and is a predicted model, not a curated record.
GGGGGAAGCAAACGGAGAUGUGCAUGACAGCCUUGUGAUUGUGACACCGUUCCUCUUUCUCUCCGUCACCGUCCCUCAAACCCCAUACGGCGCCGUUUCCUCUUUCCUCUGUCGUUUCUUUCCCUUCUCCCCUCUCUCUGUACCUCUCGAUGCGUUUCUUUAUCUGAUUCCGCGUUGUCGUUUUCUCUCUGCUUUGCCUUCGCUUCGAGUCAACUCUCCUUUUAAUUGCCGUUUCGUCGAUUCAUACACUCAAAGCACCCUCUUAACGCGGUUUUCUCUCAGGUUUUAAUCGGUGUCGUUUCAUGAAUAAUUGAGUCACGUGCGGGAAUUAGUUUUGGUCCGAACGACACUUUGCCGUUGUUGAUGGAGCGGCUGGGGAGCUUCAAUGGCAGUCAGCAUGUUAUAGAAAUAGCUGGUAGUGCAGAUGCUUCCACCUCAUCUGCCUCACCUCACGAUAGACAUUUUAGUGGUGUAGAUGCUGCACAGCAUGAAGAAAGAAUAAGUGGAGUGCGGAUGCCUCUUUCUCAGCCUUCGGUUUCUACCUCCAGUGUAUCUAAUGGAACAAAUAGUAGGAAUUCUUCAUUUAUAAGACGGGGGGAUACUCGUCGGAAUAGGAGUCCUGUGCAUUCAGGGUUAUGGAUAUCUAUUGAGCUGGUCCUCUUAGUGGGCCAGAUUGUUGCAUCUAUAGUUGUUUUGUCUUUGUCAAGGCAUGAGCAUCCACGUACCCCGUUGUUUCAAUGGAUCGUAGGUUAUGCUUCUGGAUGUGCUGCUACCCUCCCUCUGCUUUAUUGGCGGUAUUAUCAUCAUAACCAUAUGCGAGAGCAAGAUUCAUCUCUAUCGCGGCAAACAUCUCCUCGGAUUAAUGAUCCUUCAGGGACACUUCUUUCCAGUUCCAGAACUAAUGGAGGAGAAGAUGGUCAUCCUAUUACUGUGUCCUCCAGAAGUAUUCAAGCUUCAGUGUUGAUGAACAGAAGAAUGAAAACACUAGUGGAAUACUUCAAAAUAUCCUUAGAUUGCUUUUUUGCUGUAUGGUUUGUUGUUGGAAAUGUAUGGAUCUUUGGGGGACAUUCGUCUGCUGAUGAAGCUCCUAACUUGUACAGGUUAUGUAUAGUGUUUCUUGCAUUUAGUUGUAUUGGCUAUGCUAUGCCCUUCAUUCUCUGUUCAACAAUCUGCUGUUGUCUUCCUUGUUUAAUUUCCAUCCUUGGGGUUAGAGAGGAUUUGUCACAAAACAGGGGGGCAACCUCUGAAUCCAUUAAUGCUCUGCCAACUUACAAGUUCAAGACGAAGAAAAAUAAAAGAAAUGGUGAAGGUAACAUAGCUGCUGAAGGUGGAAUUGUUGCUGCAGGAACUGAAAAAGAGCGUGUGAUUUCUGGAGAAGAUGCAGUUUGCUGCAUCUGCCUGGCUAAGUAUGAAAAUAAUGAUGAACUGAGAGAAUUGCCUUGUUCGCAUCUUUUCCACAAAGACUGCGUUGAUAAAUGGUUAAAGAUAAAUGCAUUAUGCCCUCUUUGCAAGAGUGAGGUUGGUGAGAGCUUAACAGGAUUGGUCUCGGGAGAGGAUGCCAGCCAACAACGGGUUGAGAAUGGCCUCACGAAUACCUCAGUUUAAUCUGGUUAUAUACAAAUACACAAUUUGGAUCCUCUCAUUUUCCUUAAGAACUGAGAAGUGGAUAAUCUCCUCUGGCGAGUUAAGAGAGAGAGAGAGAAAGAACAAAUCACCUAUUUAUAAAACUGCUGGACCCCGCUGGAAGUAGUGGGUGAUACAAUAAACUUUGUUUUUCUCUCUCGUAACAUGAUACUCAUCUUGAGGAAAAGGAAAUAAUCCAAAGCUCCUUUUAUACAUAUCCACACUUGUAAUUUUGUAAAGCUUUUUCUAUGCAAUCCACUCUUUCCUUGGAAGGAUGUUUGGUUGAGUCCAUCCUUUCUAUUCCAUUUUUGUUGAUAAGUUUUUUUUUCUUGUCGGAACUGUAAGUUGGCCGAUACGAGGCAUUGCCUUUUGUAGUCUAUUUGUGAUGGAUGCAGCUGAUUGUUCAAGGGAGGCUCAUCAUGGCCAUAAGCUUUAUGGUAUUGACAAUGGGAAUUAAAACGCAUGGUUUCAUGUAAAUGGUUCAGAGGAAUAUAUUUAAAAUGAAGUUAGUGCCAUCUUCAUUAGUCGGCAAUUAUCAUGUCUUUGUAAAUGUGUUUAGUUGCUAUUUUUUUUCUUUUCAGGAGUAUUAUUUAUAGGUAUCUUACUAGUUUAUUCUAUUUUGGCCUUCAUUUAUGUUCAGUGUUAAUCUUGAAACAUUCGAGUAUAAAACAUUUUAUUAUUUAAUCCAAUGGUAUUUAAAAUUGUUC